Linum tenue is the source of this 953-nucleotide messenger RNA. NCBI's taxonomy places the organism in Eukaryota, Viridiplantae, Streptophyta, Magnoliopsida, Malpighiales, Linaceae. The record is from the annotation of a GenBank genome assembly.
UCUCUCUUUCUGGGUUCUGGCAGCAGUGGUGGCAAAGCAAGAAAGAAAAAUCAUGGCGUCCUAUUUGCUUCUCUGGAUGCUCUUUUGCGUCCUCAACUUAGGCCUCCUUGCUAUCGUCUUCCACGCGUUGGCCUUGACAGACAUGGAAGCAGACCAACUUGACCCAUUUGAAGCAACAGCUCGAGUCAAUAAGUUCGUGUUGCCUGAGUUCAUCCUGCAAUGGAUCUUGUGCUUUCUCUUCCUCGUCACGGGUCACUGGGUCAUGGUUCUCAUUUCACUCCCCAUUGCCUGCUUUCAUUUGACGCUGUAAGUACCUAUCUAGCUAUCUACAUUGGGUUUCUGGUUGUUGUCUAUACUCUGUUGCUUUUGGGUUUAUGAAUCGGUAUCUAGGGACUGAAACUCUUAAGCCAUCAAUAGAGAAGAAUCAUUGGAUCAGUUCUUGUUUCUGCUGUGUGGUCUAAUUGUCUUUCUCUUGAAUUGUGUGGAUGUAGCUACUUGAAACGGAAGCAUCUAAUUGAUGUCACUGAAGUGUUCCGGAGUCUUGAUCGCGAGAAGAAGCAGAGGGUGAUCAAGCUAGGUAUCUACUUGGUCUUCCUCUGCAUUACCAUCUUCAGGGUGGCUCUGGUCAAGUUUGAUACUCUGAGAAGUGCAGCAGCUGAUCCCGUGUAUUUCAGGUGAUCAAUGAUAGCUGGCUGAUAACAGUGUACAUAUGAGAGAUGUGGUUUACCCAUAUUUCUGGUACUGCCCUCAUUGUUGUUAGAUAGAGGUAAUACAAUUUAAUAGUCAAACUUUUAAUUUUAAACAAAACAAUAACUAAAUCUUUCAAAAAACAAAAUAGUAACUAUUCCGUUAACUUUCCAUUCGAUUUAUCGUUAGUUGACUUUGACGUGGCAAUUUGGUUGUUAAGCUGUGGCAAUAUUAGUAUUCUUUAAUUUUAAUUUUUCAUAUAUUAU